Molecule: messenger RNA, 1482 nt
Organism: Notechis scutatus (mainland tiger snake)
Lineage: Eukaryota; Metazoa; Chordata; Lepidosauria; Squamata; Elapidae
Source: RefSeq, a predicted model, not a curated record
AUGGCUCCCUUGGCUCUUCUCCAGUCCCAGUUCCAGCUAGAAAGCCCACUGGGACACAAAUUAGCCCUGUGGGAGAAGAGGGGAGCCGAGGCUACUUGUCUCUGGGACCUGCCGUCCAAGAGAAGGAGGCCACGGCCCGAGAAGGAACUGACCCUGCCCAGGGGAGACCUAGUGGAGGUGCUGUCCAAAGACUCAAUCUCGGGGAAGGGCUGGUGGACAGGGAAGCUCCAGGAGAGGGGGGUCUUCCCCAGCAAUUAUGUGUCCAGCGACCCCAAGUAUGCCCAGGGCCCGGGCGCCUUGGAAAGCCCCUUCUGGGAGCUGGAGCUGCGCAAGAUCAUUGGGGGGGGGGGCUUCAGCAAAGUCUAGGGCCUGUGGCGAGGAAAAGAGGUAGCCGUGAAGGCUGCCUGCCAGGAUCCAGAGGAGUUGCUCCCCAUGACAGUGGAGAACGUGCGCCAGGAGGCCCGGCUGUUUGCCCUGCUGAGCCACCCCAACCUUCUUGCACUGAAGGCGGUUUGUCUGAGCUCUCCCACCCUCUGCCUGGUGAUGGAGUAUGCCCGCAGAGGGAGACUCAACCAGGCCUUGGCAAGCAAGACGCUCCCUCCUCACAUCCUGGUCACCUGGGCAGUGCAGCUUGCGCAGGGCAUGAGCUAAUACCUUCACCAUGGAGCCCUGAUUCCCAUCACCCAUCGGGAUCUCAAGUCCCUCAAGAGUAAGUCACCUGGGCAGGAGGGCUCUGGUGGGGGCGAGGGGCUGCCCCCGGACUGCAUUACUUGCCCCACCCCUGCCUUUCUUCAUGUUUCAGCCCCCUUGGUCCUCCCAAACUUUAUCCCUUCCAGGCAGCGACUCGCCUCCACAGAGCAGUCAUCCCUCUUCCAGAUGCCCCUCCAGUCGCUGCAGCAGGACUGGAAGAUGGAGAUCACAGGGCUCUUCCAGGAUCUGCACACCAAGGAGAAGGAAUGGAGGAGCUGGGAGCUGCUGUGCACUGCGGAGGAGCACCAAACCCAGGAGGCAGAGCUGCGCUGGUGGGAGCCGGAGUGGGCCAAGCGCAAGGUGGCUGUGGUGGAGCAGGAGCUGAACCUGCUGAUGCUGCAGCUAGGCCAGGAGAAGCCCUGGAUCAAGAGGCGGAAGGGGCACUCCUGACACUGCUGCCGUCUCCAGCUGCACAUCGGCCUCCCUUCAGGCUUUGAGCACAAGAUCACAGGGCAGGUGUCCCCCUGCCUCAAUGAGCAGAAAAGGUGGGGGACCCCCAGCCCCCCAGGCAGCCCCAGCCUCAUCCCACGCCUUGCAGCCAUUCCCCAUGAGUCUGGAAGGGCCAGCACUGCAGACACCUGCUGUCGGGCUGAAGUCCCUGGCCUGAUGCAAUCGAGAGUGGUCAUCCAGCGCACCCCACAUGGCAAAUCCCCCAAGCACAGGCCCCUGGCCGUGGGCUUUGCCAGCCUCCUGGAAAUGGGCAGGUGCUCCCACGUUCCCUCUGCCCAAUGA